AUGUCAAGGAGACCAGUGUUGGAAGAAGUCAACGACGAUGAUAUCGAUAACCUCGAUAUGGACCUUGCCCAGUUCGACCCAAGCUUGAAAACACCCGUGGCUCCAAGGAGACCCGAACCCACCAUAGUCAGAUCACAAGACCAGAACCCCGAACCAGCAGGAUUAUCGGGUGUAUUUCCAGGGAUGCCCAAUUUCAGCAAUGUCCCUCCUCCUCCGCAACCUUCUUCGAAAGUCGGCGCUCACAAACAGGCCAACAUCAUUGACCCCAACGCUUUCACCGAGGACCAAAAGGCCCAUUUUCGGAAAUUUCAAAUCUUAUACCCAUGCUAUUUCGACCUUAAUCGAUCUCAUAAACAGGGGAGAAGAGUCAGCAUUGAUCGCGCUGUGGAAAACCCGCUCGCAAAGACCAUCAGUGAUGCGUGCCGGCAUCUACAAGUACCAGUGUUGUUGGAGUUGGACAAGACCCACCCGCAGGAUUUCGGUAACCCCGGCCGAGUCCGCGUGUUGUUGAAAGAUGAAGAAGACGGCGGCAAGCCCCUCUUUGAGCGCUUCAAUAAUAAAAAGAGGUUUAUGAAUGAGAUAGCCAACUAUUUGGCUGACCACCCUACGGACUUGGAUAGCAUUGGCGUCAAGAGCGGCAUCGCCAUGCCUCAGGAUUUCCAGCAAAACUUUACCCCGGAGGAGAUUCCCAAAGUUAAAGGGUUCAAGAUGAAUACAAUUGUGCCCGUCCAUUCUAGUUUGACUUUGAAGCAUCCGAUGACGAAAAGCAUUUACGACCCUGAGCCGGCUCAAGACGCGCUAGGUUCGGGCGAGCAUAAGCCCAAUGUUCCAAAAGCGCCAAAGAAGAAGAUUAUGAAAAUUAGAGGCUGA
Lodderomyces beijingensis is the source of this 870-nucleotide messenger RNA. NCBI's taxonomy places the organism in Eukaryota, Fungi, Ascomycota, Pichiomycetes, Serinales, Debaryomycetaceae. The record is from the annotation of a GenBank genome assembly.